UACAUAUUUUGCAUUUUCAGAUUGGCUCUCAGUUAGAGUCUCAUUUGUUGAAACACACCAAGACUGGUAAUACCUACAACACCGAAAUCAAGGAGGUUUGUGCGCUCUUCACCACCGAUGUAAUAUCAUCGGUCGCCUUUGGCAUACAAGCUAAUAGUUUGAAAAAUCCAAACGGUGAAUUUCGCACACAUGGGCGAAAGUUUGUGAAUUUUACGCUCGGUAGAGCGCUCUCCUUUAUCAUCGCAUUCUUCUACCCAAAUUGGGUUAGCACAUUUAAAGUAAAAGUUUUCACGGCUGAAUUCUCUUCCUUUCUACGCAAAACAAUCGAUCAUGCUAUUACGGAAAGAGAGAAGACUGGAGCCAUACGUAACGAUUUAAUCGAUGUGUUGUUGGGUAUGAAAAAGGAGUUGCUCGCGAGGCAAGAGUACGAUAACGAGGCGCAGGAUAUGCUAACAGCGCAGGCAGCAGUAUUUUUAACUGCCGGUUUUGAGACGUCAUCUUCAACGAUGGCUUUUGCGCUGUACGAAUUGGCCAAACAUCCGGAUUUACAGGAGCGACUACGCAACGAAAUUCGCGACGCACUUCUUAUCGAUCAUGGCAAACUAUCUUAUGAGACCAUCACCAAUUUACCAUAUCUGGGCAUGGUAGUGGAUGAGGUCUUACGUUUGUAUCCAGUACUACCUGUGCUCGAUCGCGAGCACCUUCCACGGGAAGAAGAUAAGCCGUUUGAUCUACGACCGUACUAUGAUUACAAAGUACCAACCGGUAUGGCUGUUUAUAUACCAAUUUUCGGCAUACAACGCGAUCCUAAGUACUGGCCCAAUCCUGACACCUUCGAUCCGGAACGAUUCAGCCCUGAAAAUAAAAAGCUACACGAACCCAUGGCCUACUUGCCAUUUGGCACUGGUCCGCGCAAUUGCAUUGGUAGCCGUAUUGGUUUACUACAAGCAAAAAUUGGUUUGGUUCACAUUUUGAAAAAUCAUUUCGUGACCUUUUGCGAUAAGACACCAGCGGAGAUAACUUUCGAUCCCAUGUCUAUAGUGCUGCAAUAUAGGGAAGGCAUAUACUUGAACGUAGUAAAUGAUGCGCUAUAUGAGCAAAAUGCGAAUUAAGGAUAUUGGGAGGAAGUAUCAUCUUACAAAAUAUGAGCUGGCGUAUACAGUCCUAUGUUAAUAUACAGUCCUAUGUGAUAAACGAUAAGUAACAAGAUGCCGAAAGUCUAC
Molecule: messenger RNA, 1223 nt
Organism: Rhagoletis zephyria (snowberry fruit fly)
Lineage: Eukaryota; Metazoa; Arthropoda; Insecta; Diptera; Tephritidae
Product: cytochrome P450 6g1-like
Biological process (GO): response to DDT; insecticide catabolic process
Molecular function (GO): oxidoreductase activity, acting on paired donors, with incorporation or reduction of molecular oxygen; iron ion binding; monooxygenase activity
Source: RefSeq, a predicted model, not a curated record